ACCUUCGUGCACAGCCCGCGGCCUGAGGACAUGUGAGACUUGAACGCACCAACUUCCUGUUCACGACUGCACCCGAGCCACCGGAAUCCAUCCCCUUCUCAUAACACCAGACCCAGCAAAGCACCAUGUCCCUUACGCGUAGCGACCUCAAGCCCAUCAAAGUCUGGGGCAAGGGCGGCCCGAACCCUCCCAAGGUGGCCAUCCUGCUCGAGGAACUCGGGGUGCCGUACGAAGCAGUCUUUGUCCCCCUCGCCGACCUCAAGAAGCCCGAGUACACAGCCAUCAACCCCAACGGCCGGCUGCCAUCCAUCUACGACCCCAACACGGGCCUGACCCUGUGGGAGUCGGGCGCCAUCAUCGAGUACCUCGUCGAAAAGUACGACACGGACCACAAGCUGUCCUUCCCCGCCGGCUCGCCCGAGUCGUAUCUCGCCAAGCAGUACCUGUUCUUCCAGGUGUCGGGCCAGGGUCCUUACUACGGCCAGGCGGCGUGGUUCAAGAAGUUCCACGACGAGCAGCUGCCGAGCGCCAUCGCCCGCUAUGUUGCCGAGGUCAACCGCGUGACGGGCGUGCUGGAGGGGAUUCUCAAGAAGAAGGCCGAGGCAGGCGGCACGGGGCCUUGGCUGGUUGGGGACAAGUACUCGUUUGCUGACAUGGCUUUUGUCUCAUGGCAGACGGUCGUCGUCAAGGUUAUCGGCCCGGAGGAGUAUAAUCUGGACGAUUACCCGUAUGUCAAGGGGUGGAUGGAUCGGAUGCUGGCGAGGCCGGCGGUGCAGGCAGGGUUGGACCAGGGUGGUAAGAUGUCGUAGAGGGCCAGACAUGUUGUUGAGAUUUUUGCAGUCGACGACGGGAGAUAGGUGACCCAUCUUGCAGUGGAAUUGCCGUCGUCUCUGGCUAGACAUUGCUAGAUGAACUGAGCUUGGGUCUGAACAUCUUUAUUUUAAACACCAAUAUUGCUCGAUCGGGCCCUGUCUGCCUGCCCAAGUUCCUGAACGCCGCC
Molecule: messenger RNA, 1000 nt
Organism: Canariomyces notabilis
Lineage: Eukaryota; Fungi; Ascomycota; Sordariomycetes; Sordariales; Chaetomiaceae
Product: glutathione S-transferase
Exons: 2
Coding region: 126-809 (227 amino acids)
Source: RefSeq, a predicted model, not a curated record